This is a messenger RNA of Stegodyphus dumicola, 1475 nucleotides long. Its product is annotated as core alpha-(1,3)-fucosyltransferase-like. Gene Ontology annotation, molecular function: fucosyltransferase activity. The record is from RefSeq and is a predicted model, not a curated record. Gene Ontology annotation, cellular component: membrane. Lineage: Eukaryota; Metazoa; Arthropoda; Arachnida; Araneae; Eresidae.
CUGAUGGAUUAUGCGUGCAGAGAAUGCGACGUUUCCGUCUUCCUCGUGCUCUGUCUACCGUCUUGCUGGCGCUCUGUUGCCUCUUACUCACUAUCAAUGGUUUCCUAAGGGUUAGCCUUAGACUGGGCAUCGAGACCAGCCUCUUCCGAUCUCCACCUUUUCCAUCCACGCAGCACGGCCUCAACACUCCCCCGAGGACCCAUCCGGAGCGCCCUUGGUUCAUGAAGGGUGGUACCAUCCGCCCCAUCGAAACCAGAAUCGGAGGUGCGUCUCCCCUUUUGUGGCCUCACGAGGCUGGAAGUGACCGCAUCGUCAAUCAACUGAUGUAUCUGCCUCCAGGCUACGCUGCUUUUCGUAAUGCCACUCGACCUCCCCUGAAACGUAUACUUCUCUACUUCGGGCGCAAGGGGUGGAGUGAUCUCCCCAUGGGUCGCGAAGUCUUCGUCAGAGACCAGUGCCCAGUCGAUACAUGUGAAAUCACUGUCGGCCUAAAGAAAGCUGUCACUGCCGACCUUAUACUCUUCAAAGACAAAUUCAUUUCACCUACGCACCAUAGGUCUCCCCGACAGAUAUGGCUACUGUUCCUUCUGGAGUGCCCGCUCCACACACAGUCCUUCGCAGACAUGUCCGGCCUCUUUAACUGGACAGCGUCAUACAGGCACGAUUCAGACGUAGUGGCGCCCUACGAGAAAUUCGUGCCCUACGACGAGGACGAUAACAGCGACUCUGUGCCGCUACGCAACUACGCUGCUGGCAAGACACGGAAGAUUGCAUGGUUCGUCUCUAACUGCGCAGCUCGCAAUCGCCGUCUUCAAUAUGUGCGGGAACUUGCACAAUACAUCCAAGUGGACAUGUUCGGCAAAUGCGGUCCCCGGCGGUGUCCGCGAUCGACUGCCGCUCGCUGCUUCCGCAUGUUGAACAGAGAAUACAAAUUCUACUUGGCUUUCGAGAACUCCAAUUGCAGAGAUUACAUCACAGAGAAGUUCUUUAUUAACGGUUUAGGCCACGACGUCAUUCCCAUAGUCAUGGGAGCCCGUCCAGAGGACUAUGCAAGGGCCUCUCCCCCCAACUCCUACAUACACGUGGAGGAGUUCGCUGGUCCCGCAGAGUUAGCCCAUUACCUGCAUCUCUUGGACAGCAACGACACCCUCUAUAACUCCUACUUCCAAUGGAAGAACCGGGGGGAGUUCAUCAACACUCGAUUCUGGUGCCGCCUCUGCGCCCUCCUCCACGCCCCUGUCGUCCCUAAGGUCUAUACGGACAUCCACACGUGGUGGGCUGGCAAGGGCACGUGCACGAAAAACGAGUGGAGAAGGCCAGAAACAUCUUCGAUCCCCUCCCCGUCGCCCGCUUAGUGGGCGUUUGCCAACCAGUAAGGUUUUUCUAGGGCUUCCGAAGUCGUUCAUCCGGGUCUCGAACCCUGUAUACCUCAAUUACACACUUGUUAGAAUGGAAUAAAAUCUUGAUUUAGUUAA